GUUCGCCUUCGGGCAUGUAGCCACUAUGCAUCGUCAAAGACUCUUUCGGGAAGGACGCGUACCUGCAGAAAACGGGUGCCCGCUAAGCAGCGCUAUCUACGGAGUCCUGACGAAGAUGCACGCCAUCAGCAUGUGCCCUUCUCGCCGACCCUUUUGCGCUAUCUGCGUCAAGCGAAGCGACCCAUGUGGCGACCGAUCCAUAUCGUGGCAGGAAAGAACGGUAGGCGUCCGAGAACACGUCAUUGCUAUUCCCUUUGCUCAAGUGAUGUAUAUAUCUGUCGUGGGUUUCGCUGUCAGGGAAAGUUGUAACAUCGGUCACCGUUCAGUCUCUUACUCUACCUUACCAUUCAGUCACCCGCUUAUCGAACAGCAAUAUCUUUCUAACACUCGGAGCAAUGCCUUCGUUCACCGUAUUCAAGGGCUCCAAGGAUGGCUCGAUCCACGAGUCCAAAACAGAGAAGCCUGAACUUCAUGGCGAUCAAGUCUUUUUGAAGAUCACCGCCUCCGGUCUCUGCGGAACGGAUCUGCACUACCGUAACCAGGACAUGGUUCUUGGGCACGAAGGCGUUGGUGUUGUCGAGUCUACCGGCCCGGAGUGUAAGUACCUGAAGAAGGGCGAUCGCGUUGGAUGGGGCUACGAACACGACAGCUGCGGCCACUGCCGAGAAUGCUUGACCGGCAAUGAGACGUAUUGCCCCGAGCGCGCAAUGUACGCCAUGGCCGACCUCGACCAAGGUAGCUUCGGCACCGGCGCUGUAUGGCGCGAGGCUUUCCUCUUCAGAAUCCCAGACGGCUUGAGCGACGAGGCUGCAGCGCCGUUGCAAUGCGGCGGAGCCACUGUGUUCAACGCAUUACAUACCUACAGAACGGACCCCACGGAGACGGUCGGUAUCAUGGGUGUCGGCGGCCUGGGCCACCUAGCCAUUCAAUUCGCGGCCAAGAUGGGCUGCCGAGUCGUCGUAUUGUCCGGUUCGGACCGCAAGAAGGACGAAGCGAUGAAGCUUGGCGCACACGAGUUCAUUGCCAUGAAGGGCGCCAAAGAGCUCAAAGUAUCCCGCCCGCUCGACCGCCUGCUCGUCACUACCUCCGCAAAGCCGGACUGGAAUCUCAUUGCACCGAUCAUGGCAUCCAGGGCAACCAUUCACCCGCUCUCGGUCGACGAGGGCAACUUCGAAUUCCCUUACAUGCCAAUGAUCUUGAACGGCAUCAAUGUGCAAGGAUCUGUUGUCGCUGCUCGUGCUGUGCAUUUCCGGAUGCUUGAGUUCGCUGCUCAGCACAAGAUCGAGCCGAUUAUCGAGAAGUUCCCGAUGACUGUGAAGGGUAUCACGGACGCCAUGGAGAAGCUGAACAGUGGCGAUAUGAGGUACCGUGCCGUGCUUGUGCCGCAGUAAUCUUGCGUUGGUAGCAGAGAAUGAGAAUGUCGCUACAAUGUUGUACACUUAGCGUGGUGCGAGAAGAUA
Baudoinia panamericana UAMH 10762 is the source of this 1460-nucleotide messenger RNA. RefSeq lists its product as uncharacterized. Gene Ontology annotation, biological process: alcohol metabolic process. The transcript has a single exon. The record is from RefSeq and is a predicted model, not a curated record. Gene Ontology annotation, molecular function: zinc ion binding; alcohol dehydrogenase (NADP+) activity. The coding region runs from base 396 to 1391 and encodes 331 amino acids. NCBI's taxonomy places the organism in Eukaryota, Fungi, Ascomycota, Dothideomycetes, Mycosphaerellales, Teratosphaeriaceae.